Rangifer tarandus platyrhynchus (Svalbard reindeer) is the source of this 3333-nucleotide messenger RNA. The record is from the annotation of a GenBank genome assembly. NCBI's taxonomy places the organism in Eukaryota, Metazoa, Chordata, Mammalia, Artiodactyla, Cervidae.
AUGGGGGAUUUCGCAGCCCCCGCUGCUGCCGCGAAUGGCAGUAGUAUUUGCAUCAACAGUAGCCUGAACAGCAGCCUCGGCGGGGCCGGGAUCGGUGUGAAUAAUACUCCCAAUAGUACUCCCACUGCUCCGUGUAGCAGUCACCCCGCUGCCGGCUGCGGCAGCGGCGGCUCCGGGGGCCCGGGCGGCGGAUCGGCGGCCGUCCCCAAGCACAGCACGGUGGUGGAGCGGCUCCGCCAGCGCAUCGAGGGCUGCCGGCGCCACCACGUCAACUGCGAGAACAGGUACCAGCAGGCUCAGGUGGAGCAGCUGGAGCUCGAGCGCCGGGACACCGUGAACCUCUACCAGCGGACCUUGGAGCAGAGGGCCAAGAAAUCGGGCGCCGGCGCCGGCAAGCAACAGCACCAGAGCAAACCCCAGCAAGAUGCGGAGGCUGCCUCGGCGGAGCAGAGGAACCACACGCUGAUCAUGCUCCAAGAGACUGUGAAAAGGAAGUUGGAAGGAGCCCGAUCACCACUUAAUGGAGACCAGCAGAAUGGUGCUUGCGAUGGGAGCUUUUCUCCAACUAGCAAGCGAAUACGAAAGGACAUUCCCACGGGGAUGGAAGCCAUCAACAAUUUACCCAACAACAUGCCACUGCCUUCAGCUUCUCCUCUUCACCAACUUGACCUGAAGCCUUCUUUGCCCUUGCAGAAUAGUGGGACUCACACUCCUGGGCUUCUGGAAGACCUGAGUAAAAAUGGGAGACUCCCAGAACUUAAACUUCCUGUGAAUGGUUGCAGUGACCUGGAGGACAGCUUCACCAUCGUGCAGAGCAAAGAUCUCAAACAAGAACCUCUUGAUGACCCUACUUGCAUAGACACAUCAGAAACCUCUCUUUCCAAUCAGAACAAGCUGUUCUCGGACAUUAACCUGAACGAUCAGGAGUGGCAGGAGUUAAUAGAUGAACUGGCCAACACCGUUCCUGAAGACGACAUACAGGACCUGUUCAAUGAAGACUUCGAAGAGAAAAAGGAGCCGGAAUUCUCGCAACCGGCCACAGAGACCCCGCUAUCCCAGGAGAGCGCCAGUGUGAAGAGCGACCCGGCUCACUCUCCUUUCGCUCACGUCUCUCUGGGCUCCCCCCAGGCCAGGCCUUCCUCUUCGGGUCCUCCCUUCUCCACCGUCUCCACGGCCACCAACUUACCUUCCGUGGCCACCACCCCCGUGGCGCCCAACCCCGCCAGCUCCCCCGCAAACUGUGCGGUCCAGUCCCCUCAAACUCCGAACCCAGCUCACACGCCCGGCCAGGCUGCGGCCCGGCCCGGCAACGGUUAUCUCCUCAAUCCCGCCGCCGUGCCGGUGGCCGCGGCGGGCUCGGGCCCCGGGGCCGCGCCCGGCUCCGACCUGUCCCCCGCCGAGCAGCUCAAGCAGAUGGCCGCGCAGCAGCAGCAGAGGGCCAAGCUGAUGCAGCAGAAGCAGCAGCAGCACUCCAGUCAGACUUCCAGCUGGUCUCCCUUAGCGCCGCCAUCCAGCCCCUACGGAGCAGCUUUCUCGGCGGAAAAGCCAAAUAGCCCCAUGAUGUACCCCCAAGCCUUUAACAACCAAAAUCCUAUAGUGCCUCCCAUGGCCAACAACCUGCAGAAGACGACAAUGAAUAACUACCUCCCUCAGAAUCACCUGAAUAUGAUCGCGCAGCAGCCAAAUAACGUGGGUACAAACUCCUUAAACAAACAGCACAACAUUCUGACUUACGGCAACACUAAGCCUCUGACCCACUUUAAUGCCGACUUGAGUCAGAGGAUGACGCCCCCGAUGGCCAAUCCCAACAAGGCCCCCCUGACGCCCUACAUCCAGCCGCAGCCCCCGCAGCCGCAGCCCCCGCAGCCGCCCGCGCCUCAGCUCCAGGCCCCCAGGGCGCACCUGAGUGAGGACCAGAAACGCGUGCUCCUCAUCAAGCAAAAGGGAGUGAUGAGUCAGCCCACGGCUUACCCGGCGCUGCCAUCCCACGGCCAGGAGCAGCACCCAGUGGGGCUUCCCCGAACCACGGGCCCCAUGCAGUCCUCCGUGCCCCCGGGCUCAGGGGGCAUGGUCUCUGGAGCAGGGCCCGCGGGGCCAGGCUUCCUGGGCAGCCAGCCCCAGACAGUCCUCAUGAAGCAGAUGCUCAUUGACCAGCGGGCCCAGCUGAUGGAGCAGCAGAAACAACAGUUCCUGCGGGAACAGAGGCAGCAGCAGCAGCAGCAGCAACAGCAGAUUCUUACGGAGCAGCAGCUGCAGCAGCCGCACUUGCCCCGGCAGCACCUGCAGCAGCAGCAGCGGAAUCCCUACCCAGUGCAGCAGGUCGCCCAGUUUCAAGGGUCUCCCCAGGAUAUAGCAGCUGUGAGGAGCCAGGCCGCCCUCCAGAGCAUGCGAACUUCACGGCUGAUGGCACAGAACGCAGGCAUGAUGGGAAUGGGACCCUCCCAGAACCCAGGGACAAUGGCCACAGCGGCCGCCCAGUCUGAGAUGGGACUGGCCCCUUACAGCCACACAGCUACCAGCCAACCAGGAAUGUACAACAUGAGCGCAGGCAUGACCCAAGUGCUGCAGCACCCAAACCAAAGCGGUAUGAGUACCACACACAGCCAAGCCCAGGGGCCGCGGCAGCCCACCUCCGGGCAAGGGGUUGGGAUGGUGAGUGGGUUUGGUCAGGGCAUGCUGGUGAACUCGCCCAUGACCCAGCAGCGCCAGCCGAUGAAGGGGCCAGUAGGCCAGGCCUUGCCCAGGCCCCAGGGCCCGCCGAGGCUGCAAAACAUCAUGGGAACGGUCCAGCAGGGAAGCCAGAGCUGGCAGCAGAGAGGCUUACAGGGGAUGCCUGGGAGGACUAGUGGAGAGUUAGCAUCAUUCAACAAUGGCGCCAGCUACCCACUGCAAGCCGGCCAACCGCGGCUGACCAAGCAGCACUUCCCCCAGGGACUGAGCCAGGUGGUGGAUGCGAACCCUGGCGGGGUGAGAACGCUCAACCCGGCUGCCAUGGGUCGGCAGAUGAUGCCACCGCUCCCGGGGCAGCAAGGCGCCGGCCAGGCCAGGCCCAUGGUCAUGUCAGGCCUGAACCAGGGCGUUCCUAGCAUGCCAGCCUUCAGCCAGCCCCCGGCACAGCAGCCGAUGGCCAGCGCCAGCUUUGCCUCCAGCAGCCAGAGCCAAGCCUAUGAGCGGAACCCCCCUCAGGACAUGUCGUACAAUUACAGUGGUGACACGGCCGGGGCGUCCUUCCCCGGCCUCUCGGACGGCGCUGACCUUGUGGACUCCAUCAUCAAAGGUGGGCCGGGGGACGAGUGGAUGCAGGAGCUCGAUGAAUUGUUUGGAAACCCCUAG